AUGGCUGCUUCAAGGCUCCUCCGACCGGCCUCCCGCCUCGUCUCGGCUUCGCGGCCAGCGCCCGCCUUCCGACCAGCUUUCCGCGCCGCAGCCAUCACACCGUCAAUUGCAAGGAGAGGAUAUGCGUCGGGCCAGAAGGAGAUGACUGUGCGAGAGGCGCUCAACGAGGCCAUGGCCGAGGAGAUGGAGCGAAACGACAAGGUCUUCGUUCUCGGAGAGGAAGUCGCGCAAUACAACGGAGCUUACAAGGUCACAAAGGGCCUGCUCGACCGCUUCGGCGAGAAGAGGGUUAUCGACUCUCCCAUCACAGAGUCUGGUUUCGCCGGUCUCACUGUCGGUGCUGCGCUCGCUGGUCUCCACCCCAUUUGCGAGUUCAUGACCUUCAACUUCGCCAUGCAGGCCAUUGACCAGAUCAUCAACUCUGCCGCAAAGACACACUACAUGUCCGGUGGUAUCCAGCCCUGCAACAUCACCUUCCGCGGUCCCAACGGUUUCGCCGCUGGUGUCGCUGCUCAGCACUCGCAGGAUUACACUGCGUGGUACGGAAGCAUUCCUGGACUGAAGGUCGUCUCCCCAUACAGCGCCGAGGAUGCCAAGGGUCUGUUGAAGGCAGCCAUCCGUGACCCCAACCCGGUCGUCGUUCUCGAGAACGAACUUCUGUACGGUCUUUCGUUCCCCAUGAGCGAGGAGGCCCAGAAGGACGACUUCGUCAUUCCUUUCGGAAAGGCCAAGAUCGAGCGCCCUGGCAAGGACCUCACCAUCGUCACCCUCUCCCGCUGCGUCGGCCAAUCCCUCGUCGCCGCCGAACAACUCAAGUCCAAGUACGGCGUUGAGGCUGAGGUCAUCAACCUCCGCUCCAUCAAGCCCCUCGACGUCGAGGCUAUCGUCAAGUCCGUCAAGAAGACCGGCCACAUGCUCUGCGUAGAGUCCGGUUUCCCCUCAUUCGGUGUCGCAUCUGAGAUUAUGGCGCUUACUUGCGAGUACGCUUUCGACUACUUGGAGGCACCCCCCGCCCGUGUCACUGGUGCUGAGGUCCCCACACCAUACGCCCAGAAGCUUGAGGAGAUGAGCUUCCCCACCGAGAGCUUGAUCGUAGACUACGCUGCUAAGCUACUCAGGCGACAAGCACUUACAAUGUCUACUGACGAGACUGCUGUUGGCUCGCUACCUAGCAUCGACGAAUGGUUCGACUACGUGCUCGAUUCUGAGGACGGCCAUGAGUUGCACUCUUCGCCUCGCAACAGUGAUCACGAAUCGUGUGGCGAAGACUUUGAAGAAUGGAAUGAAAUGCACGCAACUGAGCAUGAAAACGAAUAUGCCGGUGAUGACCCAACUACGAACGACCUUGAAGAAUGGCAUCAUAAUCAGAACGAUGCAUGGAGCGAAGCUGAAGCGCAGGCAGAUGCUGGGACUGCAGAGUCGAUCGAAACGAUUGCGCCUGAAGACAAAAUACAACUCGCGAAGACAAUUAGAGACGGCAUUCAUCGUUGCAAGCAAGCUAUGGAUAACAGUAGUGCCAAGUUGGAACAGGACAUCGAAGAUGCGAACCAAUCUUUUCACGCCGAGAUUGGUUUGAUGAACGAGUGGCACGAGCGCAUCAAGACGCAAGACCUCAUCUUGGACAAGAGAAAGGAAAUUCAUGUUCGCCUGCCUACAAAUCAAGUCGUUACUCCGGCUCACAACGCUUUGGUUGACGAAGACGCCAAGGAGGGUAUCCUCAUUGCCGACUCAUUCGGAGCUAUCAAGACAGAAAAGGCGAACAUUCGGGCAAAGCUGGCUAGCCAAGUUGAGAAGGCCGAGGACGCGUACAGAAGAGACUCUGUCACACUCAGCACGCAGAUAGAAUGCCUCCGCAAUAUCGCAGAGCUGUCAGGUAUCGACCUUGACACGGGUUUCGAGGAGUAUAUCUUUUGCGAACCGGUAGCUCCAGUAAUUAGCGUUCAACCAUCAAGUCAAGCUCAAGGUCCUUCAGCCAAUCGACCGAGGCAAAGUAAUACUGCCGGCGCAAACAAGCGCCAGAGACCUACAGUGCCAGUCGUCAGUAUCGAUGAGAAGGACUGCUCCGACUGCGGCCGUCUACAAGAGCAACUGUCUACAGUACAUAGAAAGAUCGAUCGAAUCCAGGCCGCUGCUCCAGUCCCGGACGUGCGAAAGUUCAUCAAACACGGCGAGCAGAUCCUUUCUGAACUUAUCCAUCAACGCGAUUCUGCGGACGGAGCAGCAGCCAAAGAGCUAGAAGACAAGAAGUUAUCCACGGAAGCAGCUCUCAAAGACCUGGCCAAUGAACAGGCACGCAUCAAGAAGAUUUAUAUUGGUAUUGGUCAUCUCUGGGAGCACGAGAAUCAGGACCUCUGGCAAAAGACGUUUGAUUUGUGUCGCGAGGAAUUGGUUCGCAUCAAAAAGGAGCAACAGGCGCUUGAGAACCAUGACUCCAGAUGUGAUGAGAAGCUAAACAAGCGUCAGUGGAACUCAAGGGAGCUUCUUGUCAAGCAGAUCAAGUUUUACGACUCUUUGCUGUGUCUGGCGAGGAGCCAUGUCCGGGUACUGCGCAAGCCCACCAUGACACUAAGCGAUAUCGCCGAAGGUCUAAAGCAACGAAAUGCUGUUCGACUGAACAUGCUCAAGGAUACCAAGAAAAACCUCAACACCAUCGUCGACGAACUUAUCGACGAGCACUUGAACGAAAGCGAUCAAUCAGGUGGACCGACAAAGAAGCGGAGGCUUGACGAGUCUACUACUAUCACCGGAACCAUUCCAUUGUCGGCGGACGAAAAAGAGUCUCUCGAAAACAAGAUCAAGGACGCUAGGGACAACUGCGAAGUUGCUUAUAAGCUGAGCGUCGCGGCACUUAGGGAGGCACGAAAGGAAGCUUUCGAACAACACUUAGCUGGCCUGAGGGCAUUGAUGGACAUACAUCAACUUCUCGUAGAUGACCUGGUGUAUAUUCACAAAAGAUCACACUAUGCGAGAGGCCUGUUGUGCUCUCCAGUCACCGCGCCGAUUCGCGAACAAAUUUUGGAUGAUUGCAAUGGUGGACUGGCUCGUAUGGAAAAAUACAACGCGAUCAGUUCAGUGGAGUCUGAACGUAUCAAGACAAGAUUUACAGAAAGAAUGGAGGUCGCUCGGUCGGAAUAUGUGCGAGAAGAGAAGGCAUACGUAGAGUUCUUGAGCAGUCUUGAGCUCCAGACCUCUAGUGCAGGGAUUGAGCUCGGUCUUGAGACGAAGGAGCAGAUGUUGGAUAGGUGGUUCGAGGAAGUUUCAUCAGAGAAAGAGCACUAUCAGCAGCUGAAACAAGAUUGCAGAUCAGUUCUCGGAGGACUGGCAGCUCAAAAAGGAAACGACACAAAAGCUUCGCAAGAGACUCUCAACAUGGAUUGGAUUCGCAAGCGUCGUGAUGAGCGCAAACGCAAAAGACUGGCAGCCCGCCGGACCUUACUCAACAAUUCCCAGCUCAAACUUGAUACCAAACAAACACAGAAUAAGUCAACAAUGGGAUCAAUUUCCAAGAGGUUCUUCUCGAUUCGCCGUCAACGAGGUGCGGAUACUUGCUUGACAAGAUACGAUCUGCUCGAACAAACUGGUGGAGAACCAGAGUAUGCAACCCCAGCAACAGAAGGAGAGACAAGAGCGAGACUAAAGCAAUCGCUUCCGUCGAUGGAGAUAGACAACGGAGAAGAGAUGCUUCGCAACCCAUUCGGCACACCAAGUCCACCACCACGACUGCAACCCACCAAUUUGGUACCGACUGCCGGCCAGCAAAACGUAUCUACCACCUCAAGGUCAUCAGAACAGCUACGACCCUCUGAUUCAUCAUCGGAAGCCGGCCAGCGACCGACACCAACCUCAGAAGUUGAUGACGCUACAAGCCAAACCUGGCUUGAGCGAGUAAGCAGCACCAUCCGCCGCAAACCCACUAUCAAAGCUUUGCAAGCGUACAAGAGUGGGGGAAUCCGCUCAGCCUGGGCGUACACUCUUCCCAGAAACUGGAAAACGCGUAACACCGCGGCUACGAAAGCCUGGGUUGAUAGUGCCGCGGUGGUCGACGAGCCGCAGCCCACUGGAUCAAUGGAUGACAUGGAUAUCGAUAACGAAAGGAGAAGUCCCCUUCCAAGUCACUGGCGUGAUCGUGCAGGAUCGCAACAGACUUUUACAAGAAGAACAAGUGAGGUUGUUGGAGCUGACAGUGAGGUAGGAGAUUGGAAUAGUCCUAGGGCAUCGGGAGAUAGGGACGCCCAAGUAGUCGAAGAAGAGAUAGACCAAGAGUUUAGAGACUGGGCGAAUCAUCACAAGAUGCUGGUUGAGCAGUAUGAUCCACUUGUUGAGGCAGCAACAACGCUGUCAAUGUUGAACAAGCUGCGCGUCUUACUGAGCUUGGUGCUCAUCGCCAUCUUCGCCACGAGCUCAGAUGAGCUACGCAUCACAAUCAGCACCCUCUUCUCUUGGGCCCUAGGCCAUGUCCUCAUACAUCGUCUCGCGCUACCGAUGAGGUACCGAAAAGCCCUCAACGCCUACAUCCUGGUGUCGUUUUGCCUGCUGGCGGGCCUAAACGACCCUUUCUACCAAAACACCUUCGGUCGCCUCCUGGACCUCUUCUUCGAGCGAGACCGCUGCGAUCCAGACUUGCCUGGGUCGGGUUUCACCGACUGGCACGAGACGUUCCGCCGUCGCAAGGCUUACGAGAUUGAUCAUGCGUGGCAGUUUCUCCGCGCUGUUUUCUUCUGGACGUUCGUGGCGAUCUCCCUCCCGAUCGUCAUUCCGCUCGCCCACUGGCUUUAUGCCAACAUCAACAAGGAGACGGAACUGGAGAAGGCUUUUGCCUACAUUCAGAUGCACGGCGAGCGGCCGCCGUGGUCGUACAAGCAGCCGGAGGCCACAGUGGUGUUCAAGAGGGACACAAGAUACAAUCUCACGAGUAGCGAGCUCAUCUUUGUCUGUGGUCCUGGUGGAGGGUAUGAGACGGUGAUCGAUGGCGACAUCGAGGGUGCAAUCUGGCGCCGGCGUGCGCUGAGACCGAGAUUCGCAUGA
Molecule: messenger RNA, 5025 nt
Organism: Alternaria burnsii
Lineage: Eukaryota; Fungi; Ascomycota; Dothideomycetes; Pleosporales; Pleosporaceae
Product: pyruvate dehydrogenase e1 component subunit beta
Exons: 13
Coding region: 1-5025 (1674 amino acids)
Biological process (GO): pyruvate decarboxylation to acetyl-CoA
Molecular function (GO): pyruvate dehydrogenase (acetyl-transferring) activity
Source: RefSeq, a predicted model, not a curated record